Messenger RNA from Haplochromis burtoni (Burton's mouthbrooder), 1188 nucleotides. RefSeq names its product cathepsin S. The record is from RefSeq and is a predicted model, not a curated record. Gene Ontology annotation, molecular function: cysteine-type endopeptidase activity. The transcript is spliced from 5 exons. Gene Ontology annotation, cellular component: lysosome. Lineage: Eukaryota; Metazoa; Chordata; Actinopteri; Cichliformes; Cichlidae. The coding region runs from base 242 to 1180 and encodes 312 amino acids. Gene Ontology annotation, biological process: immune response.
UCUGAAAAUAUUUUGGCCUGUGUCGUGCCAGAGUCUCUAUGUGUGGUUUUUAUGAAACUAAGGUCUGUUUCUGACUGGAAACUUGAGCUCUUUGCCAGGCAGGUUGUUUUCUCAGUGUGUUAGUGAGCAUCAGUCUCAUCAAAAGUCAGGUGACAUCCUGUCUUCUCGUGUCAUCGUCUAUGUUUGUGUGUUUGCAGGCCUGCUGUUGCUGCUCAUCUCCCUGUGUGCCGGGGCAGCAGCCAUGUUUGAAUCCACACUGGACGCACACUGGGAGCUGUGGAAGAAGACACAUGGGAAGAGCUACAAAAAAGAUGUGGAGGAUGCUCACCGCCGCAAGCUGUGGGAGAAUAACCUGAAGAUGAUUACCGUGCACAACCUGGAGGCCUCAAUGGGACUUCACACCUAUGAACUGGGCAUGAAUCACAUGGGAGACCUGACAGAAGAAGAGAUCCUGCAGUCUUUUGCAACCCUCAAACCUCCCACUGGCAUCCAGAGGGCGCCAUCUCCCUUUGCAGGGGCAUCAGGUUCUGGCAUACCAGACACUGUGGACUGGAGAGAGAAGGGUUAUGUCACCAGUGUCAAGAUGCAGGGUGCUUGUGGAGCUUGCUGGGCCUUCAGUGUUGCAGGGGCCCUGGAAGGUCAGUUAGCCAAGACAACAGGAAAGCUGGUGGAUCUCAGUCCCCAAAACCUGGUGGAUUGUUCUGGCAAAUAUGGUAACGAAGGCUGCAACGGAGGCUACAUAGACCGAGCUUUCCAAUAUGUCAUUGACAACCACGGAAUUGACUCUGAUGCUUCAUACCCAUAUACAGGACAUGAUGAUCAGUGCCACUACAACCCAGCAACCCGUGCUGCCAACUGCUCCAGUUACCAGUGUCUGCCUGAAGGGGACGAGAACGCUCUGAAGCAGGGUCUUGCUACCAUUGGACCCAUUUCAGUGGGAAUUGAUGCUAGGCGGCCCACGUUUAUUUUAUAUAGGAGUGGAGUGUAUAAUGACCCAUCAUGCACUCAGAAUGUGAAUCAGCUGUUAGCUGUGGGCUACGGCACUCUGAAUGGACAAGACUACUGGCUCGUAAAGAACAGCUGGGGAACUUCCUUCGGAGAUCAGGGAUACAUCCAGAUGGCACGCAACCAGAAUGAUCAGUGUGGCAUUGCUCUGGAUGCCUGCUACCCCGUCAUGUAACUGCAGAG